AUGAGCGGAGCAUUGCUCAGAAACGUAGCUGCCGACACCGCCCGGCUCAUAUGGCGGAGUAACGCGGCAGCCGAGACAUACCCAUUUGCUAAAACCGGCCUUUCUCAAUCGAGACCUUAUUUCAGGUCGCGUCAGCUUCAAGGCAGAGCAAAAGAAACAGAAGUCUCACCUUCUUCUUCUUCUUCAUCUGCAUCGAUUUCGAAAGUUUGGUUCGUUGGUUGGUACCUUGGUAUGGUGAAAUCACGACCAGUUUUGACUAAAAGUGUCACUUCUUCUCUUAUUUACAUUGCCGCUGACUUGUCUUCUCAGACAAUUGCGAAAAAUUCUUCCGAGUCAUAUGACUUGGUGAGAACAGCAAGGAUGGGUGGAUAUGGUCUAGUUGUUUUGGGUCCAACACUUCACUAUUGGUUCAAUUUCAUGUCAAGACUCUUUCCUAAGAAAGAUUUGAUCACAACGUUUAAGAAAAUUGCCAUGGGACAAACAAUCUACGGGCCAACCAUGACUUUUAUAUUCUUCUCAUUGAAUGCAUCUCUGCAAGGGGAAAGCGGUUCAGAUAUACUUGGCAGAUUGAAAAGGGACUUGGUCCCUGUGUUGUGUAAUGGUGUCAUGUAUUGGCCUUCAUGUGAUUUUAUUACAUUCAGAUUCUUCCCUGUUCAUUUACAGCCUCUUGUAACCAACUCGUUUUCGUAUGUAUGGAUAAUCUACACGACAUACAUGGCAAACCGCAAAAAGCCUGACGAGAUUUCGAACCGAAACACUCAAAUAUGUUCUACAUGA
This is a messenger RNA of Capsella rubella, 777 nucleotides long. Its product is annotated as PXMP2/4 family protein 4. The coding region runs from base 1 to 777 and encodes 258 amino acids. Lineage: Eukaryota; Viridiplantae; Streptophyta; Magnoliopsida; Brassicales; Brassicaceae. Gene Ontology annotation, cellular component: membrane; cytoplasm. The transcript has 4 exons. The record is from RefSeq and is a predicted model, not a curated record.